GGCGGAUGCUGGUGUUGUUGGCCGCGCUACACGCCAACUACCGAUAUCGGCGAAGCGCUACCGGGGCAGCGUCCUGCCCAGCGAUCGCGGGCAUGGCACGAGCGGCCUAGGCGGUUUGCCAGAGGCAAGAGGCAGCCCACCGGCAACCCCAACGCUUGGGCAGCCGCGUUGUUAGCCAGGCAGCAGCCGCAAGACCAAAAUGGCGACGCGCAUCAAGGACGGCAUCUUCGUGGCCGACGGCGAGUCCAGCCAGGACGGCGAAUUCGUCGAGAUGAACAAAAUAUCGUACGUGAUCAAUUGCGCGGGAAGACAGCUCCCGAACCUGUGGGCGCCGCACGGUAUUCGCUAUUUGACUUUCUCCUGGGAGGACGAGCCGUCGUACCGACUCUUCGACGCGCACGACACGGGGCGAUGCGUCGUCGCGGAGCAGAUCUGCGCCUUUGUUGACGAAGCCCUUAUAUCUGGCGAGGCGGUUUUGAUCCAUUCGCUGCGAGGUACUGGAAGAGCAGUAGCUUGCGCACUGGCCUACCUGAUGCACAAGUACGAGUGGGGCCUCGAGAAGUCGUUGGCGUUUGUGCGAUCGAAGCGCGCGGACGCGGCCCCCAACCCGGGCUUCCUGAAACAGCUCGCGGCGCUCGAUCGACGCUUACAAAAAGCGCGCUGUCGGAAAAUAGAAAGACUCCCGGCGAAGAAACGGAGGCAGGCCUAUGAGGACGCGCAAAGACGCCUAGAAGCAUGGGACGCGACGCCGGCAAGGAUCCAAUCAUGGGACGCGGUCGUCGAUAAGGACGCGGAAGAACUGGUCCAGGACGAGGAAGAGCUAGUGAAUAGCUUCUUCAACGCGAAGUGCAACGUCGACGUCGCGAAAUUGCGGAGCGCUGCGCACGAGAUGGCGCACGCCGCGACCAGGCUAAGGUGGGUCGACCGGCGGGACGCGGGCAUGCGGGGCGUCGUGAGCGGCCCGUCGGGGAGUGGGAGGGGCCCGAAUCUGAAAGCGCCGCCCCCCCGACGCGGCAUCCUCAAGAAGACUUCUCAGCCAUCCAACCCAGGCUUGAAGAAGAGCCCCGUCGCAUCCGAUAGACCGACCUUCGCGUCGCGACCUGUGGUGGUUGAUCCCUACGCGGACGAGGUCGACCCCUACGGCCGCGGGUUCUCGUCGCCGUCCGAGGACGGCGCGCCGUCGCCCGACGAGCGCCUCAAGGCUAUUGUUAGGGAUGUGGAACUACUAGGCUCGCCGCCGCGGCGCGAAGCUAGACGGCGUGCCGAGAAGCCGCGGAGUUCGGGACGGACGACCUUCGACGGGACGACGCUGCCUCCAACCAAACGGCCGCCGUCGGCAGAAAAGCGGCGCCGGAAGAAGACACCUGUCAAGGCGCGGCCCGGCACGCCCGCGGCGCAGUCCACCACAAAGUCGCGGCGGACGCCGCCGCCGGGGCCCGCCGGGCCCGCGCCCGUCUUCAGCGGCGCCAUCGCGUCGGGGCUGCGGCGGCAGAAGCGGCGGUCGAUCAAGUCUGGGGACUUCGACCCGCUCGCCCAGACCUACUCCGCGCCGCGGCCGUCGCAGCGGCGGCCGACGUCGGCGCCCGCGCCGCGACGGCGACGCGCGCCCCCGGUGUCCGGCGGCCUCUUUCCGGCGACGCUCCUCGCCGGCUUCAACGAUCUUAUGAUCCGCGGCGCGACGGACGACUCCUGGGGGCGGCCCCGGGCCGACGUGCACCGCGCGUACGCGCCGCCGCCGGCGCACGUGUCUCGCAUCCGGCGGCCGCGGCCGGCGUCGACGUUCUAG
Pelagomonas calceolata is the source of this 1786-nucleotide messenger RNA. Lineage: Eukaryota; Pelagophyceae; Pelagomonadales; Pelagomonadaceae. The record is from the annotation of a GenBank genome assembly.